Paramecium sonneborni is the source of this 722-nucleotide messenger RNA. NCBI's taxonomy places the organism in Eukaryota, Ciliophora, Oligohymenophorea, Peniculida, Parameciidae. The record is from the annotation of a GenBank genome assembly.
AUGAAAGGACUUAAUUAUUAAAGUACUUUGAGUUAUACAUUUUCAAAAUCUAAUAAAGAGAUAAAAGAAAUAUUAGAAUUUGAUGGAUUUAAAGAUUAUAAGAUAGAUGAAGAUUUAAAGAUUGUUGAAUAUACUAUUAAUCAUUCAAAUUCCAUUUAAUUAAGUUUAUUACUUUAUUUACAAGUAAUCAUAUAAAUAAUAAAUAGGAAAUCAAAUUUCUAUAAUUGACUAUGGCAUAAUAAAUUUAAUUAUGUUUAGAUAUUUAUAACAAAUACAAAUAGUUAGAAUAAUAAAAUAUUUAACAUAAUUAUUUAACUUCUGAUAGAAUUUGGUUAAAUAUAUCAAAUAAAUAACAUUAAAUAACAAUAUUACCAAAUAUAUUAUAUUAUACUAUACAUUUUGUUGGUUAUGAUUGUCCAUUUUAUGAAAGAGAUAAUUAUUUGAACUCAUAAAUUAAAGAUGAUUAAGCUAUUAAAAANCUCAAGUAAUUUAAAAUGUAUGAAAUAUUUAUGAGUUUUUCUGUACAUAUUUUAUUAAUAAAAUGUUGUGAAUAAUUAUAUUUGAAAACCUUCAAUUAAAGAUUGAAUAAAAUAAAUAGAGUUUUUUCUUUAAAAAAAACAGAAAAAAGCUAAUUUUUUUUUCAGAAAGUCGGAGAGUUUAAUUUAAAAAAAAGACCAAAUUGGUUUUAUUAUAUAAUUUUUCUUAUAAAAAUAUAGAGAUGA